AUGAAGGUGAAGAAGAAUAUUCUAGGUACCGUACCGCAAGACCGAUACCGCAUCAUUCGAGCGCUCUCACACCGACACUGCGCUCUGAACUACGCCCGCUCUACAGCCAGUCCGAUCGAGUUUUCGCAGUUCGAUUUGAUUGACGCAGACACAAUGCCGCGCGGUAAUCUACUUCGACACCUCUUCAAGCAUGGUUCACACGCGAGAUCAAAAUCCCACGAGCAAUCGCCGAUAGUCAAGAAAGCUGAAGAGCCAGCGACUAUCGCAUCCGAAGAUCCCUCACAAACACUAUCACCUCCACACACAUCCAGGGCCCCUGCCAUUCAUGUCCUGCCUCGAAUCACCGAAGAAGACUCCGUUCCUUCUGCUACCACACCGUCUCCCGUAGUCUCAAGCGCAGGAAGCACGGAAUCUGAUCUCCUAUCCAUCACCACUGUCCUCGACAUAAAUGCGCCUUCCUCCCCGCCGAUCAUCGAUCCUGCAACUCUCACCACGCGCGAUCUCGUCUGCGCCGCCAUCGAUGAGUCCAUAACAGCAAUUGGCACUCAUAUCGACACGCUGGAAACUACGUUGGCGCUACUCCAGGCCAUCACUGGUUUCAGCGAGACGGUCGGAGUGCUGAAUCGGGAGAUGGAAGACAAGAAAAGGGUAUGCAAAAUGAAGCUUAGGGAGCUGGAAGAGUUUGAGAAAGCUGUAGAGAAGAUGAGACUUCCGGAUGACGAGGCUCAUGUAGCACAAGAUUGA
This is a messenger RNA of Alternaria burnsii, 744 nucleotides long. RefSeq lists its product as uncharacterized. Lineage: Eukaryota; Fungi; Ascomycota; Dothideomycetes; Pleosporales; Pleosporaceae. The transcript has a single exon. Bases 1 to 744 code for a protein of 247 amino acids. The record is from RefSeq and is a predicted model, not a curated record.